GCUCCCGGCCCUUCCCGGCGAGGUUUGAGAGAGAAGAUCUGAUCACCUGGAAUUAAAGUUGGCACAGAAACCUUUUCAACUCCAAAAAUGUUGGGGGAAGAUAUGGAAGUGGCCAUCAAGAUGGUGGUUGUAGGGAACGGUGCAGUUGGAAAGUCAAGUAUGAUUCAGCGGUAUUGCAAAGGCAUUUUUACAAAAGACUAUGAGAAAACCAUCGGAGUUGAUUUUUUGGAGCGACAAAUCCAAGUUAAUGACGAAGACGUCAGGCUCAUGUUAUGGGAUACAGCAGGUCAGGAGGAGUCUGAUGCGAUAACCAAGGCCUACUAUCGAGGAGCCCAGGCUUGUGUGCUUGUAUUUUCUACCACAGACAGGGAAUCUUUUGAAGCCAUUUCCAGUUGGAGAGAGAAAGUGGUGGCUGAAGUUGGAGACAUACCAACUGCACUCGUACAAAGCAAGAUCGAUCUCCUGGAUGACUCUUGUAUAAAGAAUGAGGAAGCCGAGGCACUGGCAAAAAAGUUGAAGUUGAGAUUCUACAGGACUUCAGUGAAGGAGGACCUGAAUGUCAGUGAAGUUUUUAAAUAUUUGGCUGAAAAAUAUCUUCAAAAGCUUAAACAACAAAUAGCUGAGAAUCCAGAAUCAAUGCAUUCAAGUAGUAACAAAAUUGGGGUCUUUAGCACGUCUGCUGGGAGUCACUUGGGUCAGAAUUCAAGUACCCUCAAUGGUGGAGAUGUCAUCAACCUCAGGCCCAACAGACAGAGGACCAAGAAAAACCGAAAUCCUUUCAGCAGCUGUAGCAUACCCUAACAGGCCUCAGGGAGGAGGAAAUGGAAUUACAUUGUGCAGUAAGACACGUCCAGCUAUCACCGUAUGUUACACAAUGUUUCGCAGACUUUGCACCUAAUUGGCUGUCUGAAAAUUGACAGACUUAAACAUUAUUCUGCAGUGCUUUUCAGAAUGGAGCAAGAUCUCUGAAAAAUUACUGCCCUGUGGACUCAUUUUAAUUUUUUUACAUUAGACGAAGCUUCUCCUGUUAUUGAAGGAAUGAUAUAAGAAACAUCAAAAACAGGUUUUGCUGAACUUGAAAUGCAGAAACACAUAAAUGAAAUGCCUAAAUAUAUUGGUAUAGAUUUUAAUAUUAGGGGUCAAGGAAAGAUAGCAGGCGUUCUUUUUCUGAAACUGGUCAUCUAGCUUUUCUGGGAAAUAAUAUUGACUCUGAAUACUUACAAGAAUAAUAUUGAAAGGCGAGCCCUAAUAUUGCCAGACUGCAUUAGUGUGUACUUUAUGAUGUUAGUUGUGCAAUGUCUGUAUAUGUGGAACAUGGAGGCGUGUGCACACAGAUCCCUGGUUCUGGAGUAAAGGAAGGUAUGUGCAGUGUUUAAGGAAACAUGGAAUCUAACUUGUUCAUUCAUGAAACCAUUUAUACACUUAUGUGUAUGUUCUAAGUUUUAAUUUUCAAAUGAGAAAUUCCAGAUAUUUUGCAAAAUGAGGUUGACUUUAAAAAGUGCUUUGUGCCAAAAAUCUCAUACCUAAUUCUCAGUGCUUUACCAGAAUUUAUACUGUUGGUAAUCUCUUUUAAAAGCAGCUUUCCUCUCUAACAGGGUAGAUGAAAGAGGAGUGUAAGUGCGUUAGUGCUGGAGCCCCUCCCAGGUGGGCCUGGUCACGGGAUCUUUUCCACGUCCCUGCACGUGGGUGGUGGGCUUGAGCUGGCGGCUGCAGGACCCCUGCCCUGGGCAGCGUGGCCACCCUACACCCGGGGCCUUUUGCUGUUGACAACACAAUUCUGAACUUUUAGGAUUAUACUAGCAAUUUUUUUAAACAUACAAGAGGUGAUUUUCUUUGUCUUAAACCACAUUACCGAUUUUAUAAUGCCCUGCAACUCUAAAGCUUCUUUUUGUUUACACAUUUUUGUAUGUUUUUUUUCAGAUUAUACUUUUAAAAUUUCUAUAAUCUUCAGUUUGUAUAGAACUUUCUCAAGAGCUCUGUCAGCACCAAAUACAAAGUAAUUGUGGCAGAGCAUACAUUUUGUGGUUUGGACAGUAGCUUUCCAAUGCAGAUAAAUAAUUGCAUGAACUGUACUAAAAGUGGUUAUCAUUCAUCAAUGACUUGUUUUUAACCCCUUGCAACAUAUACCUGGUCUUUACAGGAUUUAAAAAUUUGUAAAAAUAACUUUUCUUAGAAAGUGUGUCACAUUUUUAAUUAUUUGUACUAAAUGCAUAAUGUCUUAUAUAUUCCUUUUGUAUGUUUUCUCUUUUUUUUAAGUCUGCCAUCUGCACCACCCUCAUCCCCCUGUCCAGAUUAAUGUUGAGAACAGAAUAGAAUUUUUUAGGACAUGUCUUUAAAUGGUCAGGAGUGAAUGUUUGCUUUUCAUAAUAUUGAAAUAAUCUGGCAUUAUCUAUUUCAAAGUAAUAUAAAAUCUUUAUUUUUAUGUCACCAGUUGUCACCACUCCCA
Molecule: messenger RNA, 2446 nt
Organism: Bubalus bubalis (water buffalo)
Lineage: Eukaryota; Metazoa; Chordata; Mammalia; Artiodactyla; Bovidae
Product: ras-related protein Rab-23-like
Exons: 1
Coding region: 88-801 (237 amino acids)
Molecular function (GO): GTPase activity; GTP binding
Source: RefSeq, a predicted model, not a curated record